Molecule: messenger RNA, 4181 nt
Organism: Parasteatoda tepidariorum (common house spider)
Lineage: Eukaryota; Metazoa; Arthropoda; Arachnida; Araneae; Theridiidae
Gene: lin
Product: protein lines homolog
Source: RefSeq, a predicted model, not a curated record
AAAUAAGUAGUCAAAAUCGCACAAAUGGGAGUUAUUUGCUGUUGUGAUUAUUUGAAAAGGGAAAAUUUCCUUUUCCUAAUGAUAUGGAUUCAUGAUAUUUAGGAUUAUAAAUUCUGUUUGCUUUAAGGAUAAUAAGUUUUUUAAAAGUUCUCAUAUUAGGUUAAAAUGUAUUCCUGUGUUAAGCAGUACUUAUUUUUAUUUUAAUAAAGGGAAAAUUUAAUCUUCCAAUAUGGAUUAUAAGAAUUUCUGGGACGAAAGCGUAUCGCUGUAUAAUUCUUUAGAAGAACAAAAGUGUUUGUGCCCUUAUAAAUUAAAUCCAAAUACUUUUCUUGAAAUUUCGAAAGCUUGUCUUGAAGAAUCAGAUGAUGAAAAAAAAGAUUGUCAGUUGCUAUGUAUCAACAUGCUAAGAUUACUAGCUGAAACGUAUGUUGCAGAAAUUAAUAAAUAUCAAAGAAUAUGCAAAGAAAUACAAAUAUUAUUCAGAGCUCUUUGUAAAGAAGAUUUGUUUUACUACAUGGUGGACAAAUAUUUAACAACAGGCAAUCAACAUUUGUCAUGGUCAUUUGCUAAGACUUUAUCAACAAUUUCCUAUGGUUCUCCACUAUUCAUUACUAGGGAAAGGAUAAAUUUCAUUGUAAAGAAUUCAAUGUUGCAAUCAUCUGAUAAUAAAUGUAUCCGUCUGAUUGAACUUUUAAGUUUCAUCAUUAGCCCUGGUUUGAAAGUUUCUCAUAACAAAAAUGAGGAUAGUAAAUGUCAAAAUAUAGUAAACUGUACUUUGCCGUUGUCUAAAGAUCACUAUAUUAGUAUCUGCUCUGAGCUUAUUCUACACUGGAACAAAAUGGUGGAGAUGUAUUCUAAUCCUAAAACAUUGGAAGAUAAGAAAGAAGUGGCUUUUCUGCAUUUAUGGAGGCUAAUUAUUAAUGGUCCUUUACAAGAUGAUGUAUUUGUUAUCUUUUUGAACAAGAAAUUCAUUCUAGAUAUUUUGUGUCUUCCCAAUUUUAGUAGACCAAAUGUAGUCUCUUUGUAUGUGGAAGUGAUAAUUAAAAUAAUUUCUUCCAACUUGAAAUGCAGACCAUGGAAAGGUGAUGAUUAUAUGCUCAUUGAAAAGUCAGUAACUACUGUUUUAACGAGUGGUCUUUUAGAGUCAUUAUCGACAAAUGACCAAGAAUUUUGCAGUGCCAUUAAAAAAACAUCUUCUUGUGGUUCUAUAAACAUGUCAGAUGAAGUUGAGAAAAAAAUUGGUGCAAUUGAAAAGAAAAUUAUUUUUAUUCUGAUGAAUUUGCUAGCUGAUUUUCAGAAUAUGCAGUUACUGUGUGAAUCAUAUCAGAAAAUAAUAACUUUUAUUAAUCAUAAAAGUAUGCUUGCACCUCUUUGGCUAGUCAACAUGUUUUUAGAUGAUGAUGAUCUUUUAUUUGGUGUUAUGCUAGCAUCUUUAAGGAUAUAUAGGAACCUACAAAAUGAGAACAAUAUUAGAACUGAACAGUCUUCUAUUCAGCUGUUUCUCCUACACGACAUCAAUCCUCACGCUUUGUUUAUCCAGUUGUUGCAGUUGUUAGGCUGUGAUCAUAAUGAAUUUAUAUCAUUUCUCGUCUCUGAUGAAACCUGUUGUUUGCUAUAUUUAACUGAGUAUUUGAAAUUGCUUUUGAAUGAGAAAGAUCAGUUUCUGAAAACUUAUGUUAUGAUUAUGUCUGACAAAAAAUUUAUUUCUGCAAAUACCGGUAGGGAAGAGAAAUGUCAACCUGCAGAUGACCAAAGCAAGUCUAAUAACGAACAAGCUCAAUGCGAAUCAACUAGUGCCAAAGAUUCUAGUGUUGAAAUGAAAGAGAAUUUAAUUGUAAAUACAAACUCCAAUAAUGAAGGAGAAGAAAUUAAAAAAAAUAACUUCCAUCUUGUGACGUAUUCUUCCUCAAGUUCUGAAGAUGAAAGUUGUGAUGAAAGCAAGGCAGAAGAUCUAUUCAAAAUUAUAUCAGUAUUGAUAAAUUUAAAAAAUGGCAUUCAGAAAUUAGUCAACUUAAAAGAAUUUCCAUAUAAUAUAUCCCCAUUAUUGUUUUUAUUGAAAUCAUGCGAAGAUCUAUUUAGAUAGUUUUAAAAAUAACUUUAUUAAAAUUUUUACAAUUUUGAAUGUGAUAUAAAAAUUAUUCGUGAGUAUUUUUUUUAAAAAAAUUGAAUGGAAAUAAAAAGAAGCAUUUUUUAUUGUUUAAACUCAAUGCUAAAAGACAAAUUAACAUUUGAUUUGAAAUUUCAAUUAAAUAAAAAUGGAAACAGAACAGUCUGCUAAGAAAAACAAGUAUUUUAGUUACAAAGUUUGUCAACAGAGGAUGCUGCUGACUUAGAAGGACUAUGAAACAAUGUUUUCAAACUAGCAACCAUUUGUAACAGCUACCAUUUGCUGCUUCAUUCUGAGGUCAAAACUAACAGAUACUUGCCUAAACAUUUUAAUUGGAAUAGUCUGACAUGGAGCAGGAAACGUAGUUUUAUAGUUUUCUAUUUAGCAUUGCCAUCUGUUGACAAACUUUUGGCAAGAUAGGUUGCCUGUAUUUAAUCCUGCAUUUUUAAUAGAUCAAUCGUCAAAGAUAAUAAAGGAGAAAUGCGAAAUUUAAACAUAAUUUUAAUAACAUUUUAACUGUAAAAUUAAAAGCACCCUGGAUUAUAAUCAAAGACGUAGAACGUAAGAUUAAGUGCAAACCAAAGCGCAAAAACAGAGAAGGAACAAAAUUUUACAAAAGUAUAUAUACAUUUCUACCACUUAAAAUUUAGUUCAGUUCGUUAUACUUCAGGAAGGAGAUUACAGAGAAUGUAUAGAAGAUACAUCGAAGUUUAGAGGUUUGCUAGGUCACUAACUUUGGUACUUAAGCCUAGUAUGCUAAUUACACCACACAAACUCCCCCUCCAUAUUCCGGAGAUAUGGAACUAAAGAAUUCUCAAUUUUACCUGUCUACCAUUUUUAGUAAACAAAUGAGGUUGAUAUUCAGGUUUUGAAGGAUUCAAAGGAAUGGAUGUUUCCAAAAAGGCAGGCUUGAGAAGAUCUAUACUGAUUGUGGCUAUGCGGGAUCCAGUUUUUAAAGUGAGAUGCUUACCUUGUCGUGAAAGUACCUGAAAAGGUCCGUCAUAUGUAGGAGUCAAUGAGGGUUUGGCCCAAUCUUUUCGAAAAAUCAUUUAACACAGGAUGCGCAAAACAGAUUUGGUUGGAGUGAUCCGUAGGAGGAACGCGUGUAAGCUUUUCCAUUGUCUCCCACAAGUUUUCGAUGAAAGUUGGCUCUUCUCUGGGUUUGUGGAAGGUUUGAAAAAUUGGCUGUGUAGGCGUAAACCAUUUCAGAACAGAAACCUUUGAAGUCAUCUUUUGAAUGCUGAUCUGAUCCUAGGAGAGCGAUAGGAAGAGUCACGUUUCAUCAAAGUUUGUUACGGCACAUAAUAUCUUGCUUUAAGGUUCUAUGCAGGCAUUUGAUCAUAUCAUUCGCCAUAGCCUGAUAUGGGUGCGGUACGGAUUCUUUUUAUUUCUAGUAUGGAAGAUAGCAGUUUUGUCAUGAAUUGUUGGUCUUGAUUGCUUGUACUCCAGCUGGCUACAGCUGGAGUAUAUUAUAACUACAGCUGGUACUCCAAAUUAGGCUAUCUAGUCAGUAACGAAACAUUUUGCAACAGUUUCAGCCGAUAUGUCAGGGAUGGGUAUGACUUCAGGCCAUCGAGUAUAGCGAUCAAUGCAUGUUAGCAAGUAAUGAUAGCCUUCUGAAGAUGGGAGAGGUCCAACCAAAUCAAUAUGGAUGUGCUCGAACAGAUGAUCAGGCAACUUCAAGAUAUGCAAAGGGCUAUUAAGUAUGUCUUUGAACCUUCGACUUUUGACAGUUGAUGCAAGAACGUGUUCAGUGCGCAACAUCUCGGUUUAUUGACGGCUAGAUAAAUCUUUGCUUUAUCAAUACUCUAGUCCACUGAUACCUGGAUAUGAAAGACUAUGCAAACUGUCAAAAAUAAUCUUUCAAUAAUUGACCGGCACAUAUAGUAGUACUAGGUUGUUUCACUCGUCACUGUAGAGGAAAACAUUCGACUGAACUUGCAUUUUCUGAAGUAGAGUUGGGCAAAACGAAUCAUCUAAAGUGAUUCGAAUCAAUAGAAUUGUUUUUAUUGAAAUAGAUUUGUUGUUGUAAUUCAUUUACGUCGCAAUAGAGCUGCGCUAUGUGCACGAAGUC